UUUGCGGCGGCGACGACAUGGCGACGGGGUCUCUGGGGACGAUGUCGGGGCCCACGACGCCCUCGGGGCAGACUCUGUCAGGCAGCACGCCGGACUCGGAGAGAAAUGCUGAGCUACCGGAGCAUAGAAAGAUUCUGUCUCCAGAUUUUCUCUCAAAUGCUCAAAUCAUGGACUUGCUGGCAGAGGACGUGAAUGGGGUUCAGGAAAAACUGGGCAUAUUUUUGGAUUUCAAAAAUCUUAACACUUGUUUAAAGGAUGCCAUCCUGUUAGAUUAUUAUGCAUCUGGAUUUUUGUGGGCAAAAGAAAUGAACUUUUCUCUCCUUCAGUCUUCGAAGUUUAUGACUUUACUUGAUAUGUUACUUCAUAAUCUUAGGAACCUCCAUAUGUCCUUGGAAGAUAGCAUCAAAUGGCUUGGGGAAGUUAUGGCUGAAAUCGGACCAAACCAUGCACAAAAGAAGAAGGACUGGCCUAUCUUUGAUGUGAAACAAGCCAAUGCAAUCAUUGAUUACUUAAAAAUAAGCUUAUUUCAACACUACAGAUUGUACGACUUCAUGUUCCACUCCUCGAGGACAGAGGUUGUGAUAGGCACAGAGCAAGUGGUUGAGGUCAUCAAGUCUGCUGAGUCUCCUUUCCCAUCUCCUCUGGAAGAAGGAAUUUCAUUGGAUAUAUUUUCGACAUUUAUAGAGCCAGUGGCAACCUCGGAUACUGAAAUGGGGGGUCUGGAGCAAGAACAAGGCCCUUGCGAAUCCCAACCAGAAGCCGACACCCCGGACCUGGACCCUUUGGCUGGCUUCACCAUUGAAGACGUGAGAUCAGUGCUGGCCCGAGUCACAGAUGACGUCCUCACAGGCCUUCAGACUGAGAUAAACGAAAAGCUGCAAAUACAGGAAGACUCCUUCAAUGCGCGGAUAGAAAAACUGAAAAAGGCCUGAGGACCUGGAGCCAGGAGAGCAAAGCUGAGCUUCACAGACACAAACAGAACACAUCGAAUAAUAGACUCUCCAGAGGUUUGUGCCUCCUCCAUUUACCCGACCCCACUUCCAUAACCCCACUAAUUAGAAAAGCAUUAUCCCCGGCUUCGACUCUCCUGUCCUGUAAAAGUCUCUGAAUUUGUUGCACCAAGUUUA
Molecule: messenger RNA, 1127 nt
Organism: Jaculus jaculus (lesser Egyptian jerboa)
Lineage: Eukaryota; Metazoa; Chordata; Mammalia; Rodentia; Dipodidae
Gene: Cabcoco1
Product: ciliary associated calcium binding coiled-coil 1
Exons: 8
Coding region: 18-932 (304 amino acids)
Source: RefSeq, a predicted model, not a curated record